Corticium candelabrum is the source of this 1076-nucleotide messenger RNA. RefSeq names its product polycomb group RING finger protein 1-like. The record is from RefSeq and is a predicted model, not a curated record. The coding region runs from base 77 to 979 and encodes 300 amino acids. Gene Ontology annotation, biological process: regulation of transcription by RNA polymerase II. Gene Ontology annotation, molecular function: metal ion binding. Gene Ontology annotation, cellular component: PRC1 complex. The transcript is spliced from 9 exons. NCBI's taxonomy places the organism in Eukaryota, Metazoa, Porifera, Homoscleromorpha, Homosclerophorida, Plakinidae.
CGAACGUAGUCGUCAUAUCAUGUUACGUUUAGACUAGCGAUUAUCGAAGACUACACGACCAGUCAGUGGGUUGAAAAUGGAUGACUUUUGUUGUCGAUUCUCGAUGCCUGUAAAGGUUUCGGUCCUGAAUGAGCAUCUAGUAUGUCGAUUGUGUUGGGGCUACAUCAUCGAGGCAACCGUCGUUGUGGAAUGUCUUCACGCUUUUUGUCGCAGCUGCAUUGUGAAACACGUGACAAGACCCGACACUAGACACCGAUGUCCUGUCUGCAACGUUCUUAUCCGAGACGCUCAGCCACUUGCCGGACUCAGAUUGGACCGGACGCUGCAGGAUAUUAUAGACAAACUACUGCCGCAAGUAAAAGAAGAAAAUGAGAAGAAUGAAGACGAGUUCAAUGCAAGCAGAAACAUAGAGAAAAAAUCAUCACCAUCAGGCAGCAGGCUCUCUUCGUCCAGUAACAGUCCUGUAGAAAGAACAAUUUUCGCAACUGAUGAGGAAAAGAUCUCGUUUCUUCUUCAACCAUCACGAGGAGAAAGUUUUGAUAGUUUCAAGAAAUAUCUCCGUUGUUCUUCUCGUAUGACAGUCUUGCAUCUCAAACGAUUUCUGUUGGAGAAAGUUGGUUGGAGUGAUGCACAUCAGCUUCAGAUCCUGUGUAGAGGAAAUGUGUUGAGAGAUGAACUGACGUUGGCAUUUAUAUGGAGAAUACGAUGGGGAAACAUGAAGUCGUUGCUUAUCAUCGAGUACACUUUCACAAAGAACAGCGACGCAGCAGCUGCAGAAACCAAGACGGAAACUUGGCAGAAAGGAAAGAAACGUAUGCCGCCACUAGAACGCACUGCAAGCAAGAGAAAAAGAGAAAAAGAACUAAGUGAAGAACCACAGUUAGUAUUUACUAUUGUGGAUUCUAGCAGUUCAGCUAGUGAAUCAUCGGAACCAGUAGAUGACCUUGCGGAUCAAGACGACCCGCCUAUUAAUAAUUAAUAAUUAACAAUUAUUUAAUUAAAAAUAUCAAGUACAUAUACUGUGUAUUAGUUGUCACAACAGUUGACAUGCAACGAUUACACGGAAUAAAUUAUUG